Dioszegia hungarica is the source of this 1617-nucleotide messenger RNA. Its product is annotated as AMP binding protein. Gene Ontology annotation, biological process: secondary metabolic process. Gene Ontology annotation, molecular function: CoA-ligase activity. NCBI's taxonomy places the organism in Eukaryota, Fungi, Basidiomycota, Tremellomycetes, Tremellales, Bulleribasidiaceae. The record is from RefSeq and is a predicted model, not a curated record. Bases 1 to 1617 code for a protein of 538 amino acids. The transcript has 6 exons.
AUGUCCCGCAUACUCGAAUCCAUCCACCCACCCCCCUUCCUCCCCAAAUGCUCCAUCUUUGACUAUCUCUUUGGCGACCACCAAUGCUACCCCACCCCCGACCCCAAGGGGAUCGCCUUUAUCGACGGGCUCUCUGGCAAGAAGGUCCAACGACAACAAGUCGCCCACCAAGCCCGUCAACUCGCGGCAGGGAUCCGCUCCUUAGGCGUCAAACAAGGCGAUGUCAUGUUGAUCUUUGGGAUGAACAGUUACGAGUGGAUCAAUGCCUUACUUGGCGGUCAAGCCGCCGGAGUGGUCGUAUCCCCAGCAAGCUAUGCCUAUUCUCCUCCAGAGCUACUCCACCAAAUCAAUGAUUCCACCGCGUCCUUAAUCUUUGUCGGGCCGCUCCUACUCGACACUCUACUCAAGGCUUUGGCCCUCCCCGACGCCCCCAAAAUACCCCCCAGCCGCAUCGUCCUCCUCUCCGAUACAUCCACGGCCGGGUACAAAUCCAUCUAUGACCUCUGGCAGGCGCCACUCACACCGGAACCCUACGCCGAGAGCUCCACAGCCUACCUGUGCUACUCUUCUGGGACAACAGGAAGAGCCAAAGGAGUCGAGACCAGUCACCACAACAUCACCAGUGAGAUCCAGGCGCUCAACACGGUGUACGAACCUCUGGCGGAUAAAGACGUGGUCCUGGGUAUCCUGCCAUUCUCGCACAUCUACGGCCUCAGCGUUGUCUUGCACCAGCCUCUCACCCGCGGGGUACCCGUCGUCAUCCUACCCCGCUUCGAAGAGAUCUCCGUCCUUUCUGCGAUCGAAAAGUACAAAAUCACCUGGGGCCUGGUCGUCCCGCCGGUCCUCAUCGUCCUCAUUCACUCCAAGAAUGUCGGCAACAAACUCAAAAGUUUGAGGGGGCUAAUGAGUGGAGCUGCGCCGCUCGGGCGAGAGCUCACAGCGACGUUUGAAAAGAAGUUCCCUUGGAUCAAGGUCACCCAGGGGUAUGGCCUCACGGAAACAUCCCCGGUGACCCACGUCAUGACGUUGGACGAGUCACGAACCCACUCGGGUCAGGUCGGGCGGUUGAUGCCAACCUUCCAGGCGCGGCUGGUGGAUGCGGAAAGCGGAAAGGAUGCAGAACGAGGGGAGCUAUGGCUGAGGGGGCCGUGCGUGAUGAAGGGGUAUUGGCGCAACGCCGAAGCGACGAGCAACACAUUUGCCGAGGGAGGAUGGUUCAAGACGGGCGAUGUGGCGGUCGUCGCGGAGGACGGAUACUUUGCCAUUGUGGACCGCGUCAAGGAAUUAAUCAAGUACAAGGGUUUCCAAGUCCCUCCGGCGGAAUUGGAAGCGCUCCUCUUGUCGAACGAUCAAGUCGCCGACGCAGCCGUCAUCGGGAUCUGGUCCAAGGAUCAAGCGACCGAACUCCCUCGAGCAUACAUUGUCCCCGCGACCAAGCCCGCAGACGCGGCGGCGUUUCGAAAGGAGAUUGCCAAGUGGGUCGAGGGCAAGGUGGCGCAUUACAAGAAUCUGCGGGGAGGCGUGGUAUUGAUUGACGCUAUACCCAAGAGUCCGAGUGGGAAGAUUUUGAGAAAGGAUCUGAGGCUGCUGGCCAAGGAGGAGAAAGCCAAGUUGUAG